GUUUGGCCCCUGCGCCUUUAAGACUGCAUGUGGUCCACAUCUCGCUGCUCCCAUGGCAGGCUCUGUAGGUGCACGCGUUCAAAGUUUGACUGGGGAAUAGAAGGAAGAGCGGAGACCGCAGCAGCGGCGGCGGCAGCAGCAGCAUCGCCCCGUCGGGAAACAGAAACACACACAACUGAACAUCUGAGAAGAGAGAGAGGAGAGAGGAAGGACCGCAGCUCGCCGGGGAGUGUCCGACUCUGGCGAAAAGAACAAAGGCACAGAUGACUGAGCGGAUUUUCGCUUUCUAAAUGGAAAACACAAGGAGGUUCAUUUAAGUCAGUGUUCGCUAAACGGAGGGACUCCCCCCGGCCCCCCCGGCGGCUGCAGCCUCCCCCCUCUCAGCCAUGCCGCUUGUAUUCCGCACACUGUUGUUCGGCUUUGUAACGCUGCUGGUUGUGCUUUUGAUAAUUGAUGAUAUUGCAGAAGUGGAGGAAGAAACUGCAAAUAUUGGACAUUCAAAGAAGAUGAACUUGCACCAGCUCAUCCCCAAACCACACAGAAAAGCUGCAGUACAUGUAAACCCCACUGCUUUGACAACAGCAAGCGCGGACACAUAUCGUCACCGUCCAAUCUACAAUAACACUGCCAAACACUCGUCAAACAGCUGGACUUUCAAUAAGACCCUCUCCCACCUCAUCAGGAAAAACAUUCUGAGAUUCCUCGACCCGGAGAGAGACAUCUCGAUUCUGAAGGGCACGCUGAAACCGGGAGAUAUCAUCCACUAUGUUUUUGAUCGCCACAGUACCACAAACAUCUCAGAAAAUCUCUACCGUCUCUUGCCAACCGUAUCCCCCAUGAAAAACCAGCAUUACAGGCGCUGUGCCAUCGUGGGCAACUCCGGGAUCCUUCUGAACAGCAGCUGUGGGCCUGAGAUCGACUCUCAUGACUUUGUUAUCAGGUGUAACCUGGCACCGGUGGAGGAAUACUUUCAGGACGUGGGAUGGCGGACCAACUUGGUGACCAUGAACCCGUCAGUAGUGCAGCGAGCCUUCCAGGACCUGGUCACCAAUGAGUGGAAGGAGCGCUUCUUACGGCGUCUUCGAAGCCUCAGCGGCAGCGUGUUGUGGAUCCCAGCCUUCAUGGCCAAGGGGGGAGAGGAGCGCGUGGAGUGGGCACUGCGUCUCAUCCUGCUGCACACCGUAGACAUACGCACCGCCUUUCCAUCGCUGCGCCUUCUCCAUGCCGUCAGAGGGUACUGGCUGACGAACAACGUCCACAUCAAACGUCCGACCACCGGCCUCCUCAUGUACACAAUGGCCACUCGCUUCUGCGAGGAGAUCCACCUUUACGGCUUUUGGCCCUUUUCGCUCGACCCGCAAGGCAAACCGGUUAAAUACCACUACUACGACACCCUCAAAUAUGAGUACACCUCCAGCUCGAGUCCUCACACCAUGCCUUUGGAGUUCAGGACCCUGAGCACGUUGCACAGACAGGGGGCGCUACGGCUCCACACUGGGGUUUGUGGCAUCCAGCAGAGACCACAGAAAGAUCUCCAGAGCAAAUAGCAGAAGGUUCUGCGGCAAGCAGACUUGAAUACGAGCAGUUUUUCUCGUUGCUAGCACUUUUAUGAGACUUGAAUUAACUUAUUUUCAACAGCUGGAAUGAACAAUUUUUCUAUUUCAAGCUCAAAGAGUGACCAACUCCACCCUCAGGCCUGAGGUCUCUCCACAAGCACAUCUUUUUUUGCGUGUCUGUAUGUGUGUUGAUUAAAUAAAUUAAUGAAUAUAAUUUCAUUUUUAUAUUCUAAAUUAAAAGUAGCUGACAUCCCACAAGUAUUAAAAGUUAAUAAGGCUGGCUCUGAAAUUCAUAUUCCAACUUUGUGAUGAUAAGACUCAAUUUAGGGGUGUUUUGUGAGCUGUUAAAUUACUGGUUCGCUUGUUGAGCCACAAGAUGGAAGCACUUAAUAAUCAGGAAGAAUGAUGAUAGAGGAAAAAAGGGGACCAACAUUUCUUUUUAAAACACUUUGAAGUGGAAUCUCUUAAACGCUUUCUAUGACAUAACCUUACUUUAAUGUUAGAAGGUUAAUAACAAGCAAAAACUCAAACCUCCAAUAAACCAGAGCCACCGUCUAAUAAAGUCAGGUUACCUUGAGAACCAAAUCAAGAAAGGAAGGCGUGAGCAUAAUGGAGGAGUGUACCAGCUGUUCACAUACGAAUGUUUACUCAGACUUUGCCAACGGUAAACCCACUUUGUAAACUUUCCUCAAACAGCACCAGCCCUGUUUCCUCACCGGAGGGUGAGACGGUAGCUGGAUGUUUGUACUAAGAAGAGGUUUACUUUUUGAGAUGAAUGUAUUCGUUGGCUUCCUUACAAACCUGGGAACAAGCAAGCUCCAUGAUGUGCUUUUAAAUUAACAUUAAGUCGCAAUCAGCAGCUAUUUCAGUGAAAUAUCACUGAGAGGACCCCGAGCUGGACAUCUGUAUGCCUUUAUUCAUGUGGAGCAAGGGUUCUCAAGGUUUUUAUGACCAAUGUAGGGAGAGGAGGUCUGCACACAUCACAAACACUGGAAAUGUGUGUGACGUGUCUGUUAUUUGUGUUUUUAAUUGACUUUUCGCGACACUUAAUAUGUUCAGUGUUGCAUUUCUUGACACCAGCUAUAUAUGUCAGUGGUAGAAAGGUUUAGUCUGCUAUAAUGGCUGUAACACAGAUAUGUGCUGCUACACUCACUGGCCACUUUGUUAGGCACAGCUGUUCAACUGGUUGUUAAUGCAAAUAUCUCAUCAACCAAUCAUGAGGCAGCAGUGCAUUUGGGAAUGUUGGCAAAUGUGGUCAAGAUGACCUGCUUAGGUUUGAACUGAGCAUCAAAAUAGGGAAGAAAGGGGAUUUAAGUGACUCUGAAUGUGUCAGACAGGCUGGUCUGAGUAUUUCACAAUCUGCUGAUCUGCUCGGAUUUUCCCACACAACCAUCUGUAGGGUUCACAGAGAAUGGCCUGAUAAAGAGAGGAGCUCACUGGAUCGUGAGCAGCAGUUCUUUGGGUGGAAAUGCCUUGUUGAUGUCAGAGGUCAGAGGAGCAUGGCUAGACUGCUUUAAGCUGACUCAAAUUAUUGUUACAACCCAGGUAUGCAGAAGAGCUUCUCUGAACACACAACAUGUUGCACCGUGAAGCAGACGGGGCACAGCGACAGGAGACCACAACGGGUGGUCGUGGAAUGUUUCCAGCACAUAUCCCAUAAAGCAUUAAGGCAGCUUACUAGCAAGGUAACCUAAUGAAGUGGCCAGUGAGUGUAAAGAAUAGUUUGAUGUGUGGAUUAGUUAAAUAUAAACUAGUGCAUUUCUUUCUUUGUUGCCCUGAAAGACCUCGUAACAUGUUACCAAGAGCUGCUACGGGCUCACAGGUCACACUUUAAGAAAUAUGGAGGUAGAGUGAUGUGUUCAUUUUUCUUGUAGAGCAUGUUUGGAAUUAGUAUUAAACCAAUAUAAUAGUUUGAUACAUAGUAUUGUGCCUAUAAUAAAUCAAUUCCACCAGUCCCUAAGUGGACCAUCCCCAUGCCCAGACACUAUAAAAGGUUUUAUUCGGCUGUGAGUUCUUUAACCUAGUUAUCAGUUUAAAAUAAAAACAGAGUAUGCAAAAAACGUCUCGCCGUAGGCCUCUGGUCAGGAUAGAAACUCCUUUUUAUGUACAUUUUAAGGCCAGUAGUAGACUGGCUUUUCAAACGGGAACAUCUUAACACAAGAUUAAAUUGUAUUUUUGUACUUCGAGGAUCCACCUCAUCAAAAGGGGUUUUGUUUUGGGCUUUUUCUUUCUUUUCUUUUUUUUUUUUGGAGUUAUCUCGAUGUUGAGAUUUUGGCCAAGAAGCUCUGGGUAUUUUUCUGUAACAAUAUGCCUCUGUUAUAGAAAAUUAAAGGAAGCAUUUGAAAUAUUCCAAGAGCUCCAUAGCUAAACAAAUAGCCUCUCAUGCGCUCUCAGCCAUGUGAUUUGUCCACAAAAAGUGUUGUUUUGACAGGAUGCGCCUGUUGACUUGCAUGUCGACCUUAUUACGCCGCCAAUUAAGUUAAGAAUAGACAUGAAAGUUGUACUAGAGACGUCAGCAGUCUGAAGCAAUGAAAGGUUUAUUUGUGUGAGCUUGUCUGACUUUGGCAAAAAUAGAAACGGUUUGUGACCAACGCUAUUAAGUUAAUUAACCCAGAAUGUGGAGUUUGCCACAGAUGAGAAAAACUUUCUCACACAUGUUCCCUGCUCUGAAGAUUGUACAGUUUUUAUCUUGCUCCCCCCCCGUACCCUGUUAACAUCUGUUUAAUGUGCAAAUUACAGCAAACUAAUACUCGCUUUUGCAUGUUUGUCUUGUGUUAAUGGAUACAGUUUGAGCAUAUUCCAGUCUUUUUGUUCGUUUUUAUGAUCCUCAGUGUGACUCACUGAUGCUUAACAUGUGCAUUUAUGACAACGUGAAUGUACUUUUCUGUGGCAAAAAAAUACACAAAAUUUUUCCUUGACACUUCAAAGGAAGCGGGUUUAUUUCAGUGGUUUUUCAAAUAAAUGGAAACUGAGGAAACAUACAGGGCUACACGCACAUCUGUGUCAGAAACCAAGCAGGGGCUUGUUUACUAUAAACUUUUAAAACAGUUCCACUUGUAAUUUUUUUUUUCUUUUUUGUUUUUGGGUAAAAUGCGGAUUAGUUUCACCGCUACAGCUUUAAUUUCUCUUUACGAGCGACCAUGUGCAGCAGAUGAUUCGGUGAAGUUUUUCCAUCAUUUCACACAACUCCAGCCAAGAAAAAGAAAAAAAAACUUUGACAAAGGUUGGCAUCUUUGUCUGAGCAGGCACAAACACAU
Messenger RNA from Haplochromis burtoni (Burton's mouthbrooder), 4813 nucleotides. It is a transcript of the gene st8sia2, whose product is annotated as ST8 alpha-N-acetyl-neuraminide alpha-2,8-sialyltransferase 2. Gene Ontology annotation, biological process: oligosaccharide metabolic process; N-glycan processing. The record is from RefSeq and is a predicted model, not a curated record. Lineage: Eukaryota; Metazoa; Chordata; Actinopteri; Cichliformes; Cichlidae. Bases 387 to 1547 code for a protein of 386 amino acids. Gene Ontology annotation, molecular function: alpha-N-acetylneuraminate alpha-2,8-sialyltransferase activity. The transcript is spliced from 6 exons.